This is a messenger RNA of Dentiscutata erythropus, 319 nucleotides long. Lineage: Eukaryota; Fungi; Glomeromycota; Glomeromycetes; Diversisporales; Gigasporaceae. The record is from the annotation of a GenBank genome assembly.
AUGUCUUUAUACUGGCCUGAUUAUACACUUGGACAAUUCGAAAAUUUGAUGUCUCGCCUAUUUGAUGACUUUUUCAAAGACCUCAAUAUUGAAAGACAAUCUAAAAAUUCAGUUACACGAAGCAGUAGGGUUCCUCUUGAUAUUCAUGAAGGCGAAAAUGAAUUUACUGUAUGUGCCGAGUUACCAGGUGUCACCAAAGAACAAAUCAAUCUUGAUGUUCAUGAAAAUAUGUUAGUAAUUUCCGGUGAGACUAAAAAAGAUGAAAAACAUAAAGGAGGAAGUACACAUAUUCAAGAACGUCAUUAUGGAAGUUUUUCCC